This is a messenger RNA of Sipha flava (yellow sugarcane aphid), 647 nucleotides long. RefSeq lists its product as uncharacterized. The coding region runs from base 232 to 618 and encodes 128 amino acids. Lineage: Eukaryota; Metazoa; Arthropoda; Insecta; Hemiptera; Aphididae. The record is from RefSeq and is a predicted model, not a curated record. The transcript has 3 exons.
CCGGAUCCUGUAAAAAUUCCCAACGGCGUUGCAUAUCGUCUUGUUGAAUCUAUUGUUGAUUAAGUGUAGUAUUGCCAUGAUACUAAACAUAUUGACUCUUUUAUACACAACAGAAAACAGCAUAAACGAUAUUAAAAAAAUCAUUUUCAAUCGCGAUAAGUCAACCAUCGAAGUUAGUCGUUAGUUAAUUCGUCGCUCCGUUAUCUACAUUCUGCUAUCGCCUUUUGUACAAUGCCGGUGUCGUCUUCGGGCGGCGGCGACAAUCGUCCGCAUGAUCACAACAGUUCAAUUGGAAAAAUUAAAAAGCCAUCCAAUGCCUCCAGAUCGCACAACACGGAUCAAGAUUGGACCGUUAAGACCAGCAAAAAAGCUUCUCAAACUAAAAAGGCCAUUCAGUUUGAUCUACCGAAAGUUUCAACAACGAAGACAGAUAUGAAUUGUUCGUUUACAAAAAAAAUGCGUCGAGUAGAAUACCUAGAAUUAGAUGAAGCUAAAUUACUUCAAGAUCAAGUGAAUAGUUAUAAGCAAACUCCAUGGAAGUAUGAUAAAGAAGUUUCGUGGUUUACCUCCGAGGAUGCCAAAAUUGAAUUGUUUAGUUUGAAUAUGCAAAUGGGUUAGCCUGUUUCUAUAAUUCGUAACUCAAAAUU